AUGGGGACAAAAGACCGGCUUGAGAAAUUGGCAAUUACAAACGAAUUGGAAAUUGGAAACAUUGGAGAUAACGGAAAACGGAACUACAACACUACUGUCCAUGAUGGGUCAAUUGUUUUUAUUGAAUAUAAGAUGUACGAUGAGACCGACGACGACGAUAACACUAAUGACGACUAUAAUGAGACUAUUGAGAUUAAUGAAGAUGAUGAAGAUGACGACGACAACAACGAUGAUGGAAAUGACGACGACAACGACGAUGGUGGAAAUGAUGACGACAACGACGAUGAUGGAAAUGACGACGAAAACGAUGAAGAUAAAGACGGCGACGAUGAUGACAACGACGACGUACACAGCAGAUCUCCAGAGCGGACUACACCAACAACAGUGCAACUCCAUCACCGAUCCUCACUGAUCGAUGCGAUGGACCUGGCCGUCGAUCGCAGGAUUGAAGCUUUCUGCGGACCAAUGCAACUACGGCAUAAACUUGCACUUCAUAUCCAGUCAUCUCCAGAGAUCAAUAUUCUCCCGCCCAAGUAUGGUGGAGUGAACACUAUCCCGCAAGUGCAGUCAAAAAUGACAGAAAUCCCAAGUAUACCUGCGCGCAGAUCACUUUGGAAGAGGUCCAAAAGACGCGUCUGGAAAUGUUUCGUGAACGUGGCACGUAGAAUAUGUUUCUGCCAAAGUAUUGUGAACGUGGAAUAA
This is a messenger RNA of Myzus persicae (green peach aphid), 702 nucleotides long. RefSeq names its product protein ecdysoneless homolog. The coding region runs from base 1 to 702 and encodes 233 amino acids. Lineage: Eukaryota; Metazoa; Arthropoda; Insecta; Hemiptera; Aphididae. The record is from RefSeq and is a predicted model, not a curated record. The transcript is spliced from 2 exons.